Chelmon rostratus (copperband butterflyfish) is the source of this 638-nucleotide messenger RNA. RefSeq names its product RNA polymerase I and III subunit D (gene polr1d). The record is from RefSeq and is a predicted model, not a curated record. Gene Ontology annotation, molecular function: protein dimerization activity; DNA-directed RNA polymerase activity; DNA binding. Gene Ontology annotation, cellular component: RNA polymerase III complex; RNA polymerase I complex. The transcript has 5 exons. Gene Ontology annotation, biological process: DNA-templated transcription. NCBI's taxonomy places the organism in Eukaryota, Metazoa, Chordata, Actinopteri, Chaetodontiformes, Chaetodontidae. The coding region runs from base 42 to 386 and encodes 114 amino acids.
UUCCAAGCUCCAUGUUGACGGAUAGAGUCGGAAUGUAAAGCAUGGCCGGGGAAGGCGAGAAGAAACCAGUUCUGGAGAUGGUCCAGGCUGAUGGGGCUGAUGAGGGCUGUGUGACAUUUGUGCUCCAUGAUGAAGACCAUACUUUGGGCAACUCCCUCAGAUAUAUGAUCAUGAAGGGUGCGGAUGUGGAGUUUUGUGGCUACACCAUCACCCAUCCAUCUGAGAGCAAGAUCAACUUUCGCAUUCAGACACGAGGGGGACUUCCGGCCACAGAGCCACUGCGGAGGGGCCUGAAUGAGCUCAGUGAUGUCUGUCAGCAUGUUCUCAACACUUUCCAGGCGAGAGUUAAUGAGUUCAAGGAGAGUCAGGAGCAGCCCAUGGAAUGAAGAGCAUCACGUAUAUGUGUCUGUGAAGCUGUCAGACGCAGCGUCUACUAACAUUAUCAACAUUGCUUUAUAUGCCUCCUGGUUAGAGUAUGAAAAGUUCUUGUCACAUUCAAACAUUUGUAUAGUUUUCAUUUUUGUCAUGUUACCAUUGGUCCAGGCUGUACAAGAAAUGUAUUUGAUAUCUGGCCUGUGUUCAUCAUUCCUGAAUUUUUGGAAUGAUUAGCAAAAUAAAUUUAAGAUGUGAAACAAUUA